AUGAUAACCUAUGCGAUCUACCUUAUUGUCGAAAGCGGCCUCCCGCGCGACCACCACGCCCUCUUCGUCGAGACUCACGAGAACGGCUCCUCCACCGGCCACAUCUACCACAUCAAAGGGAACAUACAGGAAGGUAUGAUCUUCGAGCACCGGACUGAGCAGCCGCCGGAGGAGAUGCCAGGGUUCUGUGGCAAGGAGAAGCUGGGUGUGGUGGCGAUUGCAGAGUACGGGUGCGUCUUGGGGAUUUGUGAGGGCGUGCCAGUGCCAAAGAAGCAGUUUCACGGGGCGAGGAGGUUGUAUCCGUGGGAGCCGUUGAGACGGUGUCAGGAGUGGGUUGCUGAGGCCGUCGAUGCUUUGAAGGGGGAGGGGGUUUUGGUGGGGAGUGAGGAGUAG
Aspergillus caelatus is the source of this 393-nucleotide messenger RNA. RefSeq lists its product as uncharacterized. The coding region runs from base 1 to 393 and encodes 130 amino acids. NCBI's taxonomy places the organism in Eukaryota, Fungi, Ascomycota, Eurotiomycetes, Eurotiales, Aspergillaceae. The record is from RefSeq and is a predicted model, not a curated record. The transcript has a single exon.